Messenger RNA from Dinoponera quadriceps, 1051 nucleotides. Its product is annotated as zinc finger CCHC-type and RNA-binding motif-containing protein 1-like. The record is from RefSeq and is a predicted model, not a curated record. Gene Ontology annotation, biological process: mRNA splicing, via spliceosome. The transcript is spliced from 4 exons. Gene Ontology annotation, molecular function: zinc ion binding; RNA binding. Lineage: Eukaryota; Metazoa; Arthropoda; Insecta; Hymenoptera; Formicidae. Gene Ontology annotation, cellular component: U12-type spliceosomal complex. The coding region runs from base 266 to 964 and encodes 232 amino acids.
ACUGUAGCCACGAUUUAGUGCGCACUUUUUGCACUCGUGCAGACAGUUGGAUAAAUAGAGUGAAUGUAUAAGAUUUAAUUAGGUUUAAUCAAGAUAUAAAUUUAUUACAUAUUAAUCAGCAAAAGAGCGUAUACGAAUAAGUUCGAUGCAUAUGUAGCAAUAAAAAAUGUUUUGGAGUGUUCCUGUUAUCUUGAAUUAAGUAAAAAACGCAACCUCUAUCACGUGUCACUGGAACAUCUGAUGGGUUGUCACAGCAAUUUUAAAUAUGAGUAACAUUGUUCCAAGUAAAUCGACUGUUUAUGUAUCAAAUUUACCUUUUUCCUUGACCAAUAAUGAUAUACAUCAAUUGUUGGAAAAGUACGGAAAAAUUGUCAAAGUAACGGUGUUGAAAGACAAAAUAACGCGACUUAGUCGUGGCGUUGCUUUUGUAUUAUUUUCCAAGCAAGACGACGCCUUACUCUGUGCGAAUUCAAUCAAUAAUACGGAAAUAUAUGGUCGCACUGUAAAAAGUUCGAUAGCAGUUGACAAUGGUCGCAGCACUGAAUUCAUACAUCGCAAGGAUUAUCCAGAUAAAUCACAGUGCUAUGAAUGUGGACAGGAGGGACACUUGUCGUAUUGCUGCAGUAACAAUUCAUUAGGUCCCAGAAAACCGCCACCAAAAAAGAUGAGGAUACGGAAGAAAAAUGUAAAACAAGAGAAAUACGACACAGGUUACUUCGAUAGCGAUAACGAAGAAGCGAUAUCAAAGAAGGCAAGAUUUGAUAACGAUAACAUUGAGGACGAUUCUGAGGAAGAACCUGAAACACUGAGUGCAGUGAUUGCACUGGAGCAAAAAAAAUUUGAGAUGGAAAAUAAACGCGGAGAAGUGAUAGAUGGACAUGACAGAAAAGAAAGUUCAACUGCAUCAAAGAAACGUUUUAAGAAAAAUAAAUACUUUAGCGAUGAAGAAGACUUUAGCGAAUAAUAUAUAUUAUAUACAGUGUUAUUUGAUCUCUAUAUACGUGUAUAUGAGUAUAGUAAGUAGUAAUUAAAAAGUGUAUAUUUGCAGAUA